AUGUUAUCUAUCUAUCUAUCUAUCACGAAUUUUUUUUUCUUUUUCAGAAUGUUUCUUUCAAAGUUUUCUAUAUUUAUCUUUUCAUUAUGCCAUACUUCGAUCCUUUUGAACUUAGUACAAGGCAAAAGUAAAUUGGACAUAUGUUCAAAACAAAUCACAUGUGGUGCUUGUAUAACUGCUGGAGGAGAAUGCAGUUGGUGCAGCAAGGAAGAUUUCUCACAUAAACGCUGUGAUAAAUAUGAAAAUUUGAUUAAAAAUGGCUGUGCCGACUAUAUUGACAACCCUGAUCAUACAGCUCAGGCUUUUAAGAAUGAAUCUUUGAAAAAUGCUGACAAAAAUUCUGAAGCAAUUCAAAUUCAACCUCAGCACAUAAAAAUUAAAAUACGUCCCAAUAAGCCUUAUAAUUUCAAGCUAGUAUUCCGUCAAGCAGAAGAUUAUCCUGUGGACUUGUAUUAUCUUAUGGACUUAUCAAAUUCCAUGGAAGAUGACAAAGCUAAACUAGCAAGUCUGGGAAAUCUUAUUGCUAUAGAUAUGUCCACAAUUACCAAAAAUUUCCGGCUUGGAUUUGGAUCUUUUGUGGAUAAGACUGUGUCCCCAUAUAUCAGCAUAUCACCAAAGAAGAGACAUUCUCCUUGUAAAAACUGUUCAGCACCUUAUGGAUUCAAACAUCAAUUAACACUUGAUCUUAACACUUCCUUGUUUGCUGCUAAAGUAAGAGAAGUUCCUGUGUCUGGAAAUCUGGAUUCUCCUGAAGGAGGUUUUGAUGCUAUUAUGCAAGCAGUUGUUUGUGAUGAAAUUGGUUGGCGCCCUAUUUCCCGUCGUAUGUUGGUAUUUUCUACUGAUGCUGCAUUCCAUUAUGCUGGUGAUGGUAAGGAUUAUCCAUCUAUUGGACAGUUAGCAUCCAAAAUUAGUGAAAAGAAAGUAAAUGUAAUAUUUGCAGUAACUGCUGAUCUUUUGCCAAUGUAUGAGAGUUUAAGUAGGUUUAUUGAAGGCUCCACAUCAGGCAAAUUGGAAGGAGACUCCAGUAAUGUUGUAACACUGAUCAGAGAAAACUAUAAAAAAAUCACAUCUAAAGUUGCAUUGAACACAAGGGAUGCUGAAAAUGUUACUGUUAAAUUUUUUUCAUCAUGCAUGGGUGAUAAAUAUAAAGAAACCGAUGAAUGUAGUGGAUUAAGAAUUGGUGAUAAGGUUACAUUUGAUGUAAGUGUUGAAGUCCACUCUUGCUCAGCGCAGAAACGACGAUCUAUUACAAUUUACCCAGUUGGAUUGACUGACAAGCUUGUUCUUGACUUAGAAUUAAUAUGUGAAUGCGAAUGUGAAAAACCCCAAUUUGAUGUUGAAAACAGCCCACGUUGUAAUAAUAGUGGAACUUAUGAAUGUGGUGCUUGCACUUGUGAUGAACAUCAUUAUGGCAAAUUCUGUGAGUGUGAUGGUUCUGAAGCAAGUGAUGAAGAAGUGUUGUCUAAGUGCAUUCAGCCAGGUACCUCAACCGUAUGUUCAGGUCGUGGACGAUGUAUGUGUGGAGUUUGUGAGUGUGCCUCUCGUACAAGUAGCUCGAAAGAAACUUAUAGUGGAAAAUUCUGUGAAUGUGAUAAUUAUGCCUGUGAUUAUUACCAUGGUGAACUCUGUGGAGGUGAAGAUCAUGGAGAAUGUGUUUGUGGAAAAUGUAAAUGCAAUGAAGGUUACAAAAACUCAGAUUGUGGAUGUGCUACAACAAACACAUCUUGUAUUGCUGCUUCAAGUGGGUUGCUGUGUAAUGGUCAAGGAAGUUGUGUCUGUGGAAGUUGUAAAUGUAAUGAAAAUACUUUAUACAGAGGACCAACUUGUGAAGAGUGCCCAACUUGCCCAGGAAAGUGUAAUGAAACUAAAGCUUGUGUCCAGUGCACAAUUUUCAAGACGGGCAAACUCAGUAAAGAAGAAUGUGCUACUAACUGCCAUAAUAUACAUUCUGUCAAGAAAUUAAGAGAAGGAGAAAAUAUUAACAACUGCCGUUUAGUUGAUGUCGAUGACUGUGUUGUUUUCUACACUUACGAAUAUGUCAAUAGACAUGAAUUGUACAUUGAGGUUCAAGAGAAGAAAGUGUGUCCCACGUCAGUUAAUGUAAUGACAAUUGUAGUUGGUGUAAUCAUUGGCAUUGUUGCUGUUGGACUUGCACUGCUGCUCAUCUGGAAACUUAUCACCACAAUUCAGGACCACAGAGAACUGGCCAAAUUUGAAAAUGAACGCAAUAAGGCACAGUGGAAUGCUGGAGAGAAUCCAAUCUACAAACCAUGUACAACUGUAUUUAAAAAUCCUCAAUAUGCUGGUGGAAAUCAUUAA
Messenger RNA from Acanthosepion pharaonis, 2319 nucleotides. Lineage: Eukaryota; Metazoa; Mollusca; Cephalopoda; Sepiida; Sepiidae. The record is from the annotation of a GenBank genome assembly.